UGAACUUUAAACCUCCGAAACCCGUCCGUUUUUUCGUCGUUUUUCCUCCACUCUGUUUUCUCUGCUCUCUUCUCCUGCUUCGUGAUCACUGCUGUGCACUUGGAACCCUAACUCAUCCUGACAUUUUAGCAUGUUUUCUUGAUGGUUGGCGACAUAUUUCACGAAUUCUAGCUCAAAUAAUACUCACCGAUCUCAUUUCUUAGCACUGAAAUCGAGAGAGGAGAGUAGUUGCAGCUUGGAAAUGAACUCUGAAAGUGCAGUUUAUAGUCAACUCAACUGAAACUUACUCGUCUUCGUCGUAUUUCCGAGUGGAAACCGAACGAAGAGAGCCCAAAUUUGGAGAAAUUUAGGGGUUUGUAGCAAUGUCUGUGGUUACUGAGUCUCAACCCUUGAACAGAACAGAUUCUGAAGUCCAAUCGGUUCUCAGACCAGCGGGAAACAGUGUUAGGGUUUCAAAGUCACUAGAAUCGAAACAGAAAAACGAUGUUCAGAAGAAACCGCAACAGAUGAGAGGGCCGGUUAGUCGGUCUUCGGAAUCCAUUCACCGACGUAAUUUUUCUGUUGACAGUUCGUGCUCCUCGGAUUCUUCUCGCGGGCUUUCUUCUAUGAAAAUGUCGAGUUUCGGAAGGAGAAUGAAGCCCAACGGUUUGAAAUCUGUUAAGGUGGUUCCCGACGGAGUUGAGGUUCCUUCCCUGUCAACACCAGUUAAGCUGAAUCGGUGCGAUUGGAUCACUUCGAACACUGACCCAAUUUAUAUUUCAUUCCAUGACGAGGAAUGGGGAGUUCCAGUUCAUGAUGACCGGAAACUAUUUGAGAUGCUUGUUUUAUCUGAAGCAUUGGCUGAACUCAGCUGGCCAACUAUUCUUAACAAGAGAGACAUAUUCAGGAAAGUUUUUGACAAUUUUGACCCCACAUCUGUUGCAAAUUUCACUGAGAAGAAGAUCCUGGCUCUAAAAGCAACUGGAAGCACCUUGCUAUCAGAACCAAAACUUCGUGCAGUUGUGGAGAAUGCUAGGCAGAUGAUUAAGAUUCAACAGGAAUUUGGUUCAUUUGCAAGCUAUUGCUGGAGCUUUGUGAAUAAUAAACCAAUCAAAAAUGGAUUCCGUUAUGUGCGUAAAGUACCAGUUAAGACACCUAAAUCUGAGGCAAUGAGCAAAGAUCUGAUGCGAAGAGGUUUUCGUUGUGUAGGGCCGACGGUUAUUUAUUCAUUCAUGCAGGUGUCUGGAAUUGUUAAUGACCACCUCAUAACCUGCUUCCGUUACCAAGAAUGCAAUUCAAAUAUCCAAACGGAUUUUAAAACCAAGAUUGAAAGCACAGAAGUACUAGCUGAAGACUUGGAGAAGACAUGCUUGUCUCACAUCUGAAUUCUCAAGGUGCCAUUCUUCUUGCAGCCUACUUAAACCGAGUGAUGAAUGGAAAAUGUAAAAUAUGUGAAGAUAAUGAGGUGAGUGUUGCUUUCGUGGAAAUGUUAUGUUAGCAUGCUUUCCUCUCUUGUGUAUCUUUGACCCCAGCUACAGAUAAUAGUAGUUUCAUAUGUAGUCAAAUUUCUUCCA
This is a messenger RNA of Telopea speciosissima, 1553 nucleotides long. Its product is annotated as DNA-3-methyladenine glycosylase 1. Bases 363 to 1364 code for a protein of 333 amino acids. The transcript is spliced from 4 exons. The record is from RefSeq and is a predicted model, not a curated record. Gene Ontology annotation, biological process: base-excision repair. Gene Ontology annotation, molecular function: DNA-3-methyladenine glycosylase activity. Lineage: Eukaryota; Viridiplantae; Streptophyta; Magnoliopsida; Proteales; Proteaceae.